Messenger RNA from Entrophospora candida, 340 nucleotides. The record is from the annotation of a GenBank genome assembly. Lineage: Eukaryota; Fungi; Glomeromycota; Glomeromycetes; Entrophosporales; Entrophosporaceae.
AUGGUUUCAGAUGCAAAUUUGUGGUCAGAUGAAGAUGAUUCAGACUUUGAGUUUGGAGGGGAUGAUCUUGAGUUUGAAAACUAUGAGGAACUUUAUAAUUAUAAUGAUAGUGAUUUUGAUGAUAGUCUUAAUAUUGAAACUUUUAUUAACUUAGAAAAUGAAAUUUUAAAUACUUUUAAUAAUAUUGAGAACAAUGAAACAACUUAUAAUGAUAAAUUGGACAAUUGUAAUUAUAAUUCCAUUGGUUUAGUUGACAAAUUUUUAGAAAAAAAUAGUGAAGUUUUAGAAGUAUAUACUAUUAAUUCUGAUAAGGAAACUAAUUUAAAUGAAAUAGUUGAUA